AUGUGCAGCUCCCGCCGUGAGACCGCCGGGUCAACAGUUGUCCAGGGCCGUGAAGUCCUACCUACAAAUGUCAAACCCCAGCAUUAUGAUUUGACUCUCGAACCCAACUUUGAGAAGUUCACAUAUGAGGGAACAGUUGUCAUCGACCUCGAUGUGAACGAAGACACCGAUUUCGUCACCCUCAAUUCCAACGAAAUCGAAAUUCACAGCGCAAUUAUCUCGGCGAAAGGCUCGGUGGUAGACUCCAAGCCCGAAAUUUCUUUCAAGAAGGAUGAUCAGACCGCAACUAUCAAAUUCGGUCAGGCUAUCUCUGCGGGGUCAGAUGCUCAGUUGAAGCUCACCUUCACUGGCAUUCUCAAUGAUAACAUGGCCGGAUUCUACCGAUCUUCAUACAAGGAGAAUGGCGAGACUAAGUACAUUGCAUCAUCUCAGAUGGAGCCCACGGAUGCCCGUCGGGCUUUCCCUUGUUUUGACGAGCCUGCUCUCAAGGCCAAGUUCACUGUGACUUUGGUCGCAGAUAAGAGCAUGACUUGCUUGAGCAAUAUGGAUGUUGACACUGAGACUGAGGUCCAGGGUGGUGCGAAGAAGGCUGUGAAAUUCACCACUUCGCCCCUCAUGUCCACCUAUCUCGUUGCUUUCAUUGUUGGAAACCUCAACUACAUCGAGACAAAGAACUUCCGGGUCCCCAUUCGCGUAUACGCCACCCCCGAUCAGGAUAUCGAGCACGGUCGUUUCUCAUUGGAGCUUGCUGCCAAGACUCUAGCCUUCUACGAGAAGGCCUUUGAUAGUGAUUUCCCGCUGCCAAAGAUGGACAUGGUCGCCGUGCCUGAUUUCAGCGCGGGAGCCAUGGAGAACUGGGGUCUGAUCACAUACCGUAUUGUCGAUGUGCUAUUGGAUGAGAAGAACAGUGGCGCGUCUCGAAAGGAGCGUAUUGCUGAGACCGUUCAGCACGAGCUGGCCCACCAGUGGUUCGGAAACUUGGUCACUAUGGACUUCUGGGAUGGACUCUGGCUCAAUGAGGGCUUCGCAACCUGGAUGUCGUGGUACUCUUGCAACGUCUUCUACCCAGAGUGGAAGGUUUGGCAGACUUACGUUAUCGACAACCUGCAGAGCGCUCUUUCCCUUGACUCGCUGCGCAGUAGUCACCCCAUUGAGGUGCCUGUCAAGCGUGCUGAUGAGAUCAACCAGAUUUUCGAUGCUAUCUCCUACUCCAAGGGUUCAUCUGUCCUGCGCAUGAUCUCCAAGUAUCUGGGCGAAGACGUCUUCCUUCAGGGUGUCCGCAACUACAUCAAGAAGCACGCCUACGGUAACACCGAAACCGGUGAUCUGUGGGCUGCUCUUGGUGAUGCUAGCGGAAAGCCUGUGCAGUCGGUCAUGGAUAUUUGGACCAAGAACGUUGGCUUCCCUGUCCUCAGUGUCACGGAAAACAAGGAAAACUCCUCCAUUCACGUAAAGCAGAACCGUUUCCUGCGCACCGGUGACGUUCGCCCCGAGGAAGAUCAGACCCUCUUCCCUGUGAUGCUCGGACUGCGCACUGAGAAGGGUGUCGAUGAAGACACUAUGCUGACGGAACGUGAGCGUGACUUCCCCAUUCCUGACCUGGACUUCUUCAAGCUCAACGCCGACCACUCUGCUAUUUUCCGCACGUCAUACAGUCCCGAGCGCCUCAAGAAGCUCGGACAGGCUGCUCGUGAGGGUCGUCUGACCGUCGAGGACCGUGCCGGCAUGAUUGCCGACUCGGGUGCCCUCGCUGCUUCUGGUUUCCAGCGCACCUCUGGUAUGCUUUCCUUGCUUCAGGGCCUUGACACUGAGUCAGAGUUUGUCGUGUGGAAUGAGAUCCUGACCCGUAUCGGCACCCUGCGCGCUGCUUGGCUCUUCGAGGAUGACAAGACAAAGGAUGCCCUCAAGGCCUUCCAGCGCUCGCUGGUUGGUCCCAAGGCCCACGAGAUCGGUUGGGAGUUCCCCGAGAACGACGACCACAUUCUGCAACAGUUUAAGGCCCUCAUGUUCGGCUCUGCCGGUAUGGCCGAGGACCCGAUUGUUGUCAAGGCCGCCUUGGACAUGUUCGCCCGCUUCGCUGCUGGCGACCUCUCCGCUAUUCACCCUAACAUCCGCGGCAGCGUUUUCACCAUUGCUCUGAAGCACGGCGGUGCCAAGGAGUAUGAAGUGGUACUGGACCGGUUCCGCCACGCCCCAACUUCAGAUGAGAAGACCACUGCUUUGCGUUGCCUCGGUGCCUCUGAGGAUCCCAAGCUUAUCUCCCGCACUCUUGGCCUUGCCAUGAACGAGGAGGUCAAGAGUCAGGAUAUUUAUAUGCCUCUUGGUGGCCUCCGCAGCCACCCAGCUGGUAUUGAGGGCCGCUGGGAUUGGCUCAAGUCCAACUGGGAUGACAUCUACAAGCGUCUUCCUCCCGGUCUUGGCAUGCUGGGCACUGUUGUCCAGCUGACCACUGCCAGUUUCUGCACUGAGGCACAGUUGAAGGACGUUGAGGACUUCUUCGCCUCUAAGGAUACUAAGGUUUGUGACUUUACCAAGCCCUCCCCGAAUUUUACUCUGAAAAUUCAUCUUUUUGUAAAAUUUACUAACUCGGAUCUUUCUUUGCAGGGCUUCGACCGUGCUGUUGAGCAGAGCCUCGACUCCAUCCGUGCCAAGAUCAACUGGCUCAAGCGUGACCGCGACGAUGUUGAGCAGUGGCUGAGCAGCAACAGCUAUCUCCAGAGCAAGCUGUAA
Molecule: messenger RNA, 2730 nt
Organism: Penicillium coprophilum
Lineage: Eukaryota; Fungi; Ascomycota; Eurotiomycetes; Eurotiales; Aspergillaceae
Product: M1 family metallopeptidase
Exons: 2
Coding region: 1-2730 (909 amino acids)
Biological process (GO): proteolysis; peptide catabolic process
Cellular component (GO): cytoplasm
Molecular function (GO): zinc ion binding; metalloaminopeptidase activity; peptide binding
Source: RefSeq, a predicted model, not a curated record